AUGGCUGCUUCACUUCCAUUCUUCCUCAUGGAGCAAAACCAAGGACCCACCAAAAUCAACAUUGAAUCAGGUUCUUCCAAAUCGGAGCCUGCAAGUAACCGUGGCAGAAAGCCCAACAAAGGUCCACCAGCUUGCAAGAAGCAACCCCAAAGAGGUAUGGGUGUAGCUAAGCUAGAGAACCUAAGGUUCCAAGAACGAUUGAAGCAGAUGAAGGAAACCCAACUCGAGUCUUUUAAUGGUCUACUGGUUAAACGGAUUGGGAAUGGUGGGUUUGCUGAGUUGGAAAUGAUAGUCCUGGUUCGGUCAGUUCUUGGUGAAUCCGUUUUUAGAGCUCCAGAUAUGAGUGUUCGUGGUGGGACUACUGCUGCUGUGUUAGGGACCUCGAAAGAGCUCUCUUCAAUGCCAAAGCUGAUGCAGCAUCACGAGCACAGUCCCUCUGAUGUCUGCUUUAAGAAGAAGAGAUUCAAUGAGGAGAAUAUAGGAUAUAAUAACGGAAUGAGAGAAAAGUUUGCAGAGAUAUCAUCAACAAUCAAUGGUUCUGAUUUUCUGGGACUGAAUCCUGAAAAUCACAUCGACCUUAAUGAUCAAAUGGGGGGAUUUAGUACCAGAGCUGCAAGAAGUGCCUUGUACGCCAGUCAUAACGACAGUGAGGGUGUAGAGGUAGUGGCAAUCCACAGGAAGGGAAACCCAACGAGUGGAAGUGUGUUGAUGGAAUAUGAGUUUUUCCCAGGAAAAAAAAGUGGGAAAAGCAGUACGCGUUUCGAGGAAAUGGAAUUUCCUGCAGAAGCUUCAGUUGCAUUAGCGGGAGGUGGUGAAGCUUCCUGUGUUACAACUUCUGAUUACAGUGGUUGCAGUGCAUCUAAUGCUGCUUCUAAUUCUGUUGAUUUGUCCCUCAAGCUUUCAUAUUAGAGACAAAGAGCAAUGUCUGUUUUGGUGCUUUUUGAUAUCCGUGUCACU
Molecule: messenger RNA, 957 nt
Organism: Hevea brasiliensis (rubber tree)
Lineage: Eukaryota; Viridiplantae; Streptophyta; Magnoliopsida; Malpighiales; Euphorbiaceae
Exons: 4
Coding region: 1-909 (302 amino acids)
Molecular function (GO): DNA-binding transcription factor activity
Source: RefSeq, a predicted model, not a curated record